AUGAGCCAGAUCCAAAAUAUACAAAAACUCAGCAAUGCUGAACUUGAAGAAGCAACUCCAUUUAAUGCUUCUUGGCACCAGGAUUAUAACGAUACAGCAUGGGUGUUUAUAGGUAGGCUCCCGCCUGAAAUGAACGAGAUGGACAUCUUGAUUAUGUUUUCACAGUAUGGAGUGCCGCAAUCCUUGAAACUUGCGAGAGAUGCGGAAACUGGAGAAUCACGUCGGUUUGCAUUUUUGAAAUAUGAGGAUUUUAAGUCAGCAGUUUUAGCAGUGGACAACUUUAAUGGAUACGAAAUAAUACCUGGGUCCAGAAUACAGGUUGAUCAUGUGCGAUACAAGAAAUACAGAUACACAGAUGCAGACGAUGCAAACAUUGAAUGGGAUAAGGCAUUGAAAGAAGAGAUGGAAAAAGAUAUGGCCACAAAUAAGGAAACAGCUACACAGGCCAUUGAAGAUAAAGAAGAAGGUGAAAAAUCAGCUGAUGAGGAUGUGGACGAGGAUCUCGUGGAUCCAAUGGCAGGGUACUUGGCCGGGAAAAAGACAGAUGAUCGCAAUCAUCAUCAUCAUCAUCAUCACCAUCAUCAUAAGCAUCACCAUCAUCCAGCUGAAGAAGAAGGCAACCAGACGAGCAGAGAUAACUAG
Molecule: messenger RNA, 642 nt
Organism: Brettanomyces bruxellensis
Lineage: Eukaryota; Fungi; Ascomycota; Pichiomycetes; Pichiales; Pichiaceae
Exons: 1
Coding region: 1-642 (213 amino acids)
Biological process (GO): mRNA splicing, via spliceosome
Cellular component (GO): catalytic step 2 spliceosome; precatalytic spliceosome; U2 snRNP
Molecular function (GO): RNA binding
Source: RefSeq, a predicted model, not a curated record